AUGGGACAAAGAAACAAAAAAAGUAUACCUACACAGGAGUCUGUGAACAUUACCAAAGGGGUUGGGGAUGAUGAGGUAAUGGUUGAUGCUAGUAAUGCAUUGGAGAGGAUUGGUCAGGAAGAGCAAAUGGUGGGAGUCAAUGGACGGGAGGAAGGGGUGAAGAGAAACGAAAUGAUUCUUAAGAUCAACAACGAGAUUAGAGAUAUCCAACUGACCAGUGCAAACGUCAUUGACCUCACGGUUCAUGGCAUCCAAGUCUCGAUUAACAGCCUGUCGGAACUCGUUCAACUGGUCUUGGAAGUCCUCCCGUAUGAGAGACAAUUCCAGCUGGGUUUAAAGUAG
Messenger RNA from Lactuca virosa, 342 nucleotides. Lineage: Eukaryota; Viridiplantae; Streptophyta; Magnoliopsida; Asterales; Asteraceae. The record is from the annotation of a GenBank genome assembly.